GGUGAAGCAGAGCAUCAAAUACAGUCUGCUGUUAGUAUACAGUGUGGACAUAUUUUGCAGAGUGUUUUAAGCUAAGCACAGUUAAGAUAAAAAGUGCAGUGGAAAUGCAGAGCACUAAUGAGUUGCAAAUCAAAUCAGUUUUGCAGAGUAAGGUAAAAAUACAUAACACUGCAGAACUGCAGAGCAGAGCGGAUGUGCAAAAAACAGUGAGGAUUCCAAGCAUACUAGAGUUACAGAGUGUUGCGGAUGUGCACAAAGGUGCAAGGAUGCAAAGCACAAGAGGACACCAAAGUGGACCGGAUAUGCAAAACAUGCCAGAAGAUUCAAGAGAAGAUGCACUAUCCACAAACUUUUAUCUUCCUGGGCUCCGCCUCUUGCCCCCUGCCAAUUGUCCCUACCGUCAGGAAUAUCCCAUUGGAGGGGCAGGGGCACAGCAUUAUUCACAAAAUGAGAGCAAUAUUUCCUAUACAGUGCCUAUACAGUCUAACCUACCACAGACAUCCCCAAACCCCACUCCAGAGUGCCAGAGCUCUGGGAAGGUGGAAGUCACCCUUACCAACUACUUCCUGUGGGAAAAAUUUCAUAAGCAUCAGACAGAGAUGAUCAUAACCAAGCAGGGAAGGCGCAUGUUCCCGUAUCUCAGUUUUCGUUUGUCCGGCCUGGAACCCAUGGCACAGUACACAUUGCAUGUGGACGCAGUCUUGGCAGAUCAGAAUCACUGGAGGUAUCAGGGUGGAAAAUGGAUCCAGUGUGGAAAAGCUGAGGGCAACAUGCCAGGCAACCGAAGUUAUCAGCACCCUGAUUCCCCCAAUACUGGAGCCCACUGGAUGAGACAAGAGGUGACAUUCAGCAAACUCAAACUCACCAACAACAAGGGGUCAUCCAACAACACAUCUCAGAUGCUGGUGUUACAAUCGCUCCACAAGUACCAGCCACGACUCCAUUUAACACAGAUAAAGGACACAGGGUCUCCUGAGGUCCACAACUUCAGCUUUCCAGAGACACAGUUUAUUGCAGUGACUGCCUAUCAGAAUGCAGAUAUCACACAGCUGAAAAUUGAUCACAAUCCAUUUGCUAAAGGAUUCCGCGAUCACUGUGAUAUGCAAGUAUCUAUGGGAUUAACAGGGCUGUGUGCUAUGCCCACUGAGCGAAUGACCCCUUCUCCACCAGUUCGCUAUCAAACUUUGCUGCAGGAGACACUGCCCCCUACCCGAUUAUACUCUACAGAGCAGAAAGAGCCACCACCAUGGUAUUUACCCCCACAGAGCUUUACCCCACAUCUUGAGUAUACAUCCUAUGAUCCCACAGGAAAGAUGGCAGCUGCAUAUACAGUAAAACGUUAUCCCCAAUCAACACCCUUGGGCUUUUUUCCAGAACACACCCUAGGCUCAACUUGGCCAGGAACUGCACAAUACCACCCCAAACCUAGCUCUACACCCCUGAGCUGGCUACACCCCUUACUAGAAAUCAGAAGUAAGGAUGAAGACUCAUGGGGAGAACUAACACCAUAUGGAGGAUGUGAAGACAAUAAGCGGAGGCGAUUGUCACCAUAUAGCUCAGAUGUGUCUCCGCAAAUGUGUGACAGGGAUACAGAUUUGGCUUACUGUGGGUACUACAGCCAAUGAAUUACUUAAAACAGCAUUAUUCUGUUGUCACUGACGUUAUUCAAGGGUAAGAAAUCUGCUAAUGGAACUGUGAGAUGUAAAAAAAGCAAUUUUUGCCCAAAAGCCAGUUAUUAUGUUGUACGGGUAAUGUUCCAAAACCCUCUCAGAACACAAAUCAAUAAACAUUUUAUACACA
Messenger RNA from Bombina bombina (fire-bellied toad), 1800 nucleotides. It is a transcript of the gene TBX21, whose product is annotated as T-box transcription factor 21. Gene Ontology annotation, molecular function: RNA polymerase II cis-regulatory region sequence-specific DNA binding; DNA-binding transcription factor activity, RNA polymerase II-specific. The transcript has 6 exons. NCBI's taxonomy places the organism in Eukaryota, Metazoa, Chordata, Amphibia, Anura, Bombinatoridae. Gene Ontology annotation, cellular component: nucleus. Bases 105 to 1625 code for a protein of 506 amino acids. Gene Ontology annotation, biological process: positive regulation of DNA-templated transcription; lymphocyte migration; regulation of transcription by RNA polymerase II. The record is from RefSeq and is a predicted model, not a curated record.